AUCAUAUUUAAUUUUUUUUAAUAAAAAUGGGAAGGAGGGAGUAUAAAACCUGAAACGUCAAGGGUGCGGAGUAUGAAAUUUGGUCAAGUAUUGGGUUAUGGAUCGACGUAUUUCGGCGGCGGCGAAGAAUGAGUAUCCGAUAUCUGGGUUGGUACCUGGCUUUAGGUUUCAUCCAACAGAUGAAGAGCUUGUGGGGUUUUAUUUAAGGAGCAGGUUUUGUGGGAAGCAGUUUGAGAUUCAAAUUCUUAAAGAAAUUGAUGUUUAUAAGCAUGAACCUUGGGAUCUUCCAGGUCAUUCUUUGCUGGGUGGUAUAGAUGAGUGGUACUUUUUCAGCCCCGUUGAUAUGAACUAUGGUAAUAGGUCCCGAACGAAUCGCACCACUCAAGCAGGGUUUUGGAAACCAACCGGGAAGGAUUGCUGUGUACGUCACAUGGGAGAGACUAUUGGGAUGAAAAAAACGUUAGUCUUUCAUCAUGGCGGACCUCCAUAUGGCAUACGAACCAACUGGACAAUGCAUGAGUAUAGACUUGUCGACACUGAACUACAGCAAGCAGGAGUAACACAGAAAAAGGAUGCAUUUGUGCUCUGCAGAAUUUUUAAGAAAAGUGGCUUAGGAGCACCAAAUGGGGAUCUGGAAGAUCUAUUCAUUGAGGAGGAAUGGCAAGAGGGUGCAACACUUAUGGUUCCUGGGGGAGAGGCUGAGGAAGAUGUGGGCCAUGUCGCUAAUGUUUCUGACGGAAGGACCGGGGGAAACGAUAUUGACCAGCAGGGUCUUAAUGUGGGAGCAGAACAAAGAACCACAUGCUUAGAAGAAACUUCAGUAGAAGGGAACAAACAUGAAAAUGAAAUUAAUUUCGAGGUUCUUAGCGAGCAUUUUGGUAAAUCAUUGGAAGAUGCAGCAAACAGCUUUCAUGUCGGUCCACAUUCAAACGCAUAUGUAGAAGUCAUGGUAUUAAAAGGUGGCAAAGUGGCAAGAGUAGGAUGGGCAUUCAGAGUUCCUCUAAGCUCCGGAGUGUAAAUAAUAAGGAACCGAGUAAAACUAAUUAUGUUUAUCCAGGCAUUCCCCCUUUACAGGAAAUAGCUAUUGUUGCUGACACAAGCCAAGACAUAAAUAAGAUAGAUGUGAAGGCAACCUAUAAUGGAGUUGCUAUUAGGUUUGAGCUGCCUAAUUCUUCCGGAAUGGCAGAGUUGGAGGACAAUGUGAUUGAAAGGCUAAAUUUGGAGAGAGGCACAUUUAGCAUAAAGUAUAAAGAUGAAGAGGGGGACUGGGUUUUAAUUGCUUGUGACAAAGAUGUGCAAAAAUGUAUAGAAAUUUCAAGAUCAUUGAGAGAAACAAUAAUUAAGAUGUUGGUUGAUCUGCCGGUUAGCCGUGCACCUUGACACCAGAUGGUCUGUUUUUAUAUAUAAUUCUGUAUCUUCUGAGAAAUAUGGAUUCAUAUAUCAUGCAUUUUCGCCGUAAUUUGCUAAUGGUCAUUUUGAUACCUCA
Molecule: messenger RNA, 1486 nt
Organism: Daucus carota subsp. sativus
Lineage: Eukaryota; Viridiplantae; Streptophyta; Magnoliopsida; Apiales; Apiaceae
Product: NAC domain containing protein 50
Exons: 5
Coding region: 98-1018 (306 amino acids)
Biological process (GO): regulation of DNA-templated transcription
Molecular function (GO): protein binding; DNA binding
Source: RefSeq, a predicted model, not a curated record